AGUUUUGCAGUUCUCGAUUUCGCUAAUUAAUUGCUAUCCGUCAAAAACUAUUUUAUUGGUUCGUUUUUUAUUUACCAACUUUAUUUAUAGGAUAAUGGCGAAAGGCGAAGAUUGGGAUUACAGCGACAAAUUCUCAUUCCUAGGGGAAUGGUACGACUACGAUUCGUCCCUUCACAAAAAGUUUCUUAUCCUUUUCUUCCCGAGCGACAGUACAAUUGAACUGUUCGAUAGGGAAUUAAACAGAGUAUACCUUAGAAGGGCACCUUUUGAAGGAGUUACUCUCGAGAAAAUGUAUGUCGGAAAUACUAUCCGAAUCUACGGAAGACAGAUAACAAUUACAGACUAUGCAGAUGGAAGAACGAAAAAAAUAAUAGGCAAGGCGAAGGAGCAUACGUUUGCCAUAUUGAAGCCCACAGCAGUCCAAAAACUGGGACAAGUCGUGACUGAGAUCGAGCAGAGACAAUUCGAAAUAAUUCGGUUAAAAAUGUGUAACGUUUCGAGAAAGGACGCCCUUAGUUUUUAUGAAUCGAAAAAGGGAGAUUCGUUUUUACCCUUCAUGGUCGAACAUUUGGUUUCUGGGCCGAUUGUAGCGUUAGAAAUAGUUGGUGAUAAUGCUCUGCAACGGUGGAAGGAUGUGCUAGGACCUACCGAUCCCAUUGAAGCCAGGAAAACACAUCCAGAGACUCUACGAGCACGGUAUGGUAUGGAACGUGCUUCCAACGGAUUUCAUGCGUCAGAUAGUUACGAGUUAGCCGUAAGGGAAGCAUGUUUCUUUUUCCCUCAGGGUCUUGGUCAACAGCCACCCCCUUCGACUGCUCAAAUAACCAAUUGUACUUGCUGUGUGAUAAAGCCACACGCGGUAGAUGAAAAAAAGGUCGGUUUUAUCAUUUCGGCGAUUACGAACAACCCAAAGUUUAAAGUGACUGCCAUGCAAAUGUUCUAUCUAAGUAACGCUAAUGCCGAUGAGUUUUUGGAGGUUUACAAAGGGGUCGUAGCCGAUUUUCACGCGCUACUGUCUAGUUUUCUCGACGGGCCUUGUAUAGCUUUAGAAAUUGCUGGCAAAGAAGAUGACUUGGAUGUUCACGGGGAAUUCCGAAAAUUUUGCGGACCAACCGACUCAGAUAUUGCUAAACAAAUAAGACCGAAUUCGUUAAGAGCAAUGUUUGGUGUUGAUAAGUACAAAAACGCUGUACAUUGCACCGAUUUGAAGGAAGAUACUGCGCUUGAAUUAGAAUAUUUCUUUAAAAUUUUGAACUAAACUCCGUUAACGAUAUAAAACUGUCAGUUUUAUAAUUUAAUGUUUUGUAUUACGUGCAUUUUGUCCUUUUUUAAAUAAAUAUUUUUAUCUUA
Agrilus planipennis (emerald ash borer) is the source of this 1350-nucleotide messenger RNA. Its product is annotated as nucleoside diphosphate kinase 7. Gene Ontology annotation, cellular component: centrosome. The record is from RefSeq and is a predicted model, not a curated record. Gene Ontology annotation, molecular function: nucleoside diphosphate kinase activity. Gene Ontology annotation, biological process: UTP biosynthetic process; CTP biosynthetic process; GTP biosynthetic process. The coding region runs from base 95 to 1258 and encodes 387 amino acids. The transcript is spliced from 3 exons. Lineage: Eukaryota; Metazoa; Arthropoda; Insecta; Coleoptera; Buprestidae.